AUCGUCUCGGUUGAUUCUUCUAUGCAGUGGUAUUACUUGGGUUGUGCGCUUUGUUCCAAAGCAGCCAUAGAUUAUGAUGGUGUUGACAAAUGGUGUGAUGACCACCGUCGAUUGGUGCCUCAACAAACACAGAACUUUUACAAGCUCCGGGUAACAGUUGAUGACAACACUGGAUCAGCAGCUUUUGUUCUGCUGGGUAGGGCCGCU
Molecule: messenger RNA, 207 nt
Organism: Linum tenue
Lineage: Eukaryota; Viridiplantae; Streptophyta; Magnoliopsida; Malpighiales; Linaceae
Source: the annotation of a GenBank genome assembly